UGCGUCGGCAUGACGUAUUUAUGAAAAAUGGCGGCUACCCGCAGCAGCGAGUUUGGUGACUUGGUUCAAAUUAAAAAGCAACUUAUUUCUAUUAUAGCGCAGUGUAAGGAAAGAGGACUCGUCCACAGCGUGAAAUGGAGGACGCCCAAGAUUUGGAUGCUCUUUGUCUGGCAAAAUCAUAUUUUGACCUGAAGGAAUAUGAUCGAGCUGCAUAUUUUCUCAGAGGCUGCUGGAGUCAGAAAGCAUAUUUCCUGUAUAUGUAUUCACGCUACCUGUCAGGGGAAAAGAAGAAAGAUGACGAGACAGUUGAUAGCCUUGGUCCAUUGGAAAAGGGUCAGGUCCGAAACGAAGCCCUGCGAGAACUUCGGGUGGAAUUGAGCAAAAAACAUAGCGCAGGAGAGCUGGAUGGAUUUGCGCUUUAUCUUUAUGGGGUGGUUCUUCGGAAACUGGAUUUGCUGAAGGAGGCAGUAGAGAUCUUUGUCGCUGCGACACACGCUCUCCCUCUGCACUGGGGAUCAUGGCUGGAGCUCUGCAAUCUCAUCACCAACAUUGAAAUGCUGAAGUCCCUGUCUCUGCCAGACUGCUGGGUGAGGGAUUUCUUCAUGGCACACAUGUACACUGAACUGCAGAUGAUCAAAGAGGCGCUGCAGAAAUAUCAGAGCCUUAUGGAAGCAGGAUUUGCCAAGAGCACCUACAUCAUCUCCCAGAUCGCCGUGGCUUACCAUAACAUACGAGAUAUUGAUCAAGCCUUAUAUCUGUUUAAUGAACUCCGGGAACAGGAUCCUUUUCGCAUCGAAAACAUGGACACCUUCUCCAACUUGCUUUAUGUCAGGAGCAUGAAGCCGGAGCUCAGUUAUCUGGCCCAUAAUCUGGUGGAGAUAGAUAAGUACAGAGUGGAAACAUGCUGUGUCAUAGUUAAACAAGUUUUGGGGUGUGGAACGGCACGAGGACAUGCAAUUGAAGUGAACAAAAGGGACUGCCGGGCCUGGUACGGACUCGGACAGACCUACGAGAUCCUCAAAAUGCCUUUCUACUCGCUCUACUACUACAGGAAGGCCCAUCAACUCAGGCCUAAUGACUCGCGGAUGCUCGUAGCUCUUGGUGGAUGUUACGAGAAACUGUCUCAGCCAGUUGAGGCCAAAUAGGUAAACGGUUAUGAUUAUUCAGCAUAGAUCAUUUCCUCUCAGAAUGUGAAUUUGUGGUCCAGUGAUUCUAUCAUCUUUGUUUUUGUGGGUUCAGUGGAGAGAAUGGCUCUUCUAAAGCUGGCAAAGCUUCACGAACAACUGAAUGAAUCGGACGAUGCUGCACAGUGCUACAUAAUCUACAUCCAGGAUAUUUUCUCAUGCGGUGAGCAGCUGGAGCAUGCUGAGGUGAGCACUGCUCUGCGUUAUCUAGGCCAGUACUACUUCAAGAACAAGCUUUACGAUGAGGCGUCUCUCUGCGCUCAGCGCUGCUGCGACUAUAACGACGCCCGCGAGGAAGGCAAGGCUUUGUUAAGACAAAUCUCUGUGGUGCGGGAGCAAGGAGAGCCUUCAUCUACAGACUUGUCUUUACCCUGCGUCUUCAACCCGCUGUCCAACAACACCACACCAGUUAGGAGGGUAUCACCACUCGAUCUGUCGUCCGUUACACCCUAACACAUUUGGGUCCACAUUUUUCCACUGACAAACUUUACAUUUUGAUGCUGAGAGUAACAUCAGUUCAUAUCUUUACUUACACAUAUGCCUCAUUGUAAAUAAUUGCUUGUACAGACAAAGGUGGUGUUAAAUAAAAUGCUAAAACAUUAAA
Molecule: messenger RNA, 1788 nt
Organism: Megalobrama amblycephala (Wuchang bream)
Lineage: Eukaryota; Metazoa; Chordata; Actinopteri; Cypriniformes; Xenocyprididae
Product: cell division cycle protein 23 homolog
Exons: 15
Biological process (GO): cell division
Cellular component (GO): anaphase-promoting complex
Molecular function (GO): protein binding
Source: RefSeq, a predicted model, not a curated record